Messenger RNA from Trypanosoma conorhini, 885 nucleotides. RefSeq lists its product as uncharacterized. The annotation marks the transcript as partial. The record is from RefSeq and is a predicted model, not a curated record. The transcript has a single exon. Lineage: Eukaryota; Euglenozoa; Kinetoplastea; Trypanosomatida; Trypanosomatidae.
AUGGCGGCGGCUGCUGCUGCCUCCUUCCGUGGCCGUGAGGGGAAAGUAAGGGACACGCCGAGAAGGAGAGUGGACUGUGGCUCGCUCUCUUUCCUUGCGUGUGCCGCCUCAUUUGUGUCGCUGUGGGUCCAAUUCCAGUGCGUGUGUUUGUGGCCGGCGGGGCGCGUGUUCGCGCUGGGUGUCUUUUGCCGGCCGCGAGUUUUGUGCAGCCAGUUUCUGCGGCUGCGCUCCGCUGCUCUUCUCUGCUCCGUCGUGGGUGACUGCCGGCGCCGCGUGUCUUUGUUGCGUGUGCGCGUUCUGCCGCGUGGACGCAUUGGGCCGCUGCCGCCUUUUUCUUCCUCCUCUCUGCGCUCGCUCUCUCCGCCGCACCCUUCGCUUCCUCCACCUCAUUCUCUUGUUUAUUGCUUCCUUCCCGCAGCCCCGCAGCCCACUGCGACUCUACUGCCACUAUUUUUACUGAUGCCGACGCUGCCGACGCUGCGGCGCCGUGCGGGGUGCGCCCUGGCGCUCCUCGCGCUGCUCUGCGGCUUAUGCUGCUGCGCCUCCGUCGGCGACACGGCGGCGACUGCGACUGAGGCGACGGUGGAAGUGUCAUGUUCGAACACCGGCAAUAAGUUAAGUUGGCGCUUUCCCGGCGAGGCUGCCUGGACGCCGUGCAGGAGUUCUGAGAUGGGGGAACGAAACGUGGACUGUUUGCACUUGUGCAGGGACGCCGAAGAGCAGUACCAGGUUUGGCGGUGUGCCACGGCGUGUGCUGGAGCCAACGAGAGCGCUGUUGCGUUCACGAUGAAAUAUUCUCUUUUUGAAGGAGAGCGCGGGUUUUGCAGGGAAUUGCCGACGUCAAGCGCUGCCGCUGCCGCCGCCCUCUCUGAGAAGCCAGACAUU